Chinchilla lanigera (long-tailed chinchilla) is the source of this 2266-nucleotide messenger RNA. RefSeq lists its product as uncharacterized. Lineage: Eukaryota; Metazoa; Chordata; Mammalia; Rodentia; Chinchillidae. The coding region runs from base 1 to 1230 and encodes 409 amino acids. The transcript is spliced from 7 exons. The record is from RefSeq and is a predicted model, not a curated record.
AUGCUGUCUGAAAAAGCAGUCCUGCAGUGCCUGAGGGUGUGCUUGAUGGGAGACUCUAGUCAGAGCUCAGAAGACCAGAAUGCUGACAGAAAUGCUGCUGCUAAAAACCAAGCUGAGGAGGUUUCUGCUGGGAAGGACAGCAUUGGGAGCCGGACUGCAGACAGUGUGUGUUAUGGCUUGACAGAAAGUUUGCGUUUUGCUCCUGUCAAGAGACUUUGCCUGAGACUGGGAUUAAGGAUGAUCUAUGAAGAGCCAAGAGAUGUAGGAGUUAGGAUCAGGUUGCUGGUUGAAUGUCGCCUCUGUCUCUCAGAGGAUACAUCAGAGCUGCGCUUCCUAGAGUUUAUAUGCACAUACAUACCAUCUGGCGAUCUCUUCAUCAGUGCAGAAACUGAUGAAGCAAGUCCGGAGUGGGGCCUGAAGCCAGAGUUCAUAGGCAGUUCUCAGUUGGUGCUGGUGUCACCCAUCUACAAAUCACUUUGCAAAGCAAGGUACUUAAGCCCUUCACAGCAACUGCCCGAUGUACAAGAAUAUCCCCUGAAGUUAGCGAAAUCACUUGAUGAAGGAACCUUUAAUGAUUGCAGUCACAGAGAAGCUUUGAUCAUAACAGUGGCGCUCAAAGCUAAGCAUGCAUUGCAGUGCAGCCGUGGUAUAACACAGAUUGCCAGACUGCCUCUAGAAUUUAUGAUUGGGCAGUCUCCCCUUGCCAUCCUUCCUAUCUACAUUUAUGGACGCAUUUCGCUCCCUGCCUCGACUCUGGUCCCCCCAGAGCUUCCUAGAGUCUUGCCCUGCCAGCACAGAACUCGCCACUUGGGAGAGGGCGCCCACCCUGGGGCGCGUUGCGUGAAAGCCUGGCAGCUACACCUCGCUUCUUCCUCCUCCUGCCCUCAGCCGCGGACCUUCACGCCACAUCCCCGCGCACCCGGCGACUCGGGUCGUCCCUGGCCUCGCGGGCCCCACCCCUCCCCAGGUCUACCCCGCGAUCGGGCGGGAGACAAGUUGAAUGGGAAGAUGGAGAUGGAUGUUGAGGGAGUUUCUCCGCGCCCGGAGCCCAUCCCCCGCUCCCAGGGGGCCGGCGGAGCCUGCCAGGCGCCGCCGCCGCGGACCCAGCCCCAGCCGCAGCGAGAGCAGCCGCGGGCUCAGGAUGAACUGCCCGGCGAGAGUGCAGGCGCUGGGGACGGCGAAGAUCCCGAGACGAGGUCCAGCGGCGAGAGAGGCGAGAGCAAGAGAUAGUGUGGACUGCAAGGUGAUGGGCGUGACCUCCAAGACUCCACAUCACUCACUGGCUGUGCAAGGCUUAUGCUACCCUUCCAGAGAGGCAGCAAGAAGGAAGCUUGAGGAGACCCCAUUCCUUGGCCAGAGAGAGGAUGGUUCUGGGGAGCUCCUGAAACACACUGAGGAAGGUGCUGCUGUUGCAUAAGACAGACACGCCGCUCCUUGAGCCAAGAAGCACCUAGAGUGGAAUUCAAGCCCAUCAUCCUUAUGGACUGACGUUCUCACCAUGACAGUUCUGAAUUGGACUGGUUUUCCUUGGGUCACUUACAUAAUGCACAAUUCUCUGUGACUUUGACUGAUUUGCUUUAUUUUUUCCUGUCUUUCUUUUCUUGGCCUGGGAAUCAUAAAAAAGAAUUGUUCUAUAUGGUAUGAUCUGUGAUGAAAUGAGCCUUGUUUAUGUUCUUAGGGAAUUUCUAAAUUGAAGUUCCAUGUUAAUUAGUAAACGUGCCCAUAUAGUUUGAUUUGUAUCUCGCCCAUUUUUAGAUUAAAAAUAUAUUUCCUUUUUUCUCAAAGUGUGGAUUUAGGUAAUGACCCAAGUCACAUUUGCUUAGCUACUGAAAAGAUCUCAAUGUGGUAGUGGUUGGAAUUAAAAUAUAAUCAAACAUACAUUAUACCUGAGGCUCUUACACACCAUUUGAUAUAAAUGUUAUACUGCAAAGGAACAUAAAUCUUACAGGUUGAAAUGUAAUUCCUCUUUGAUCAUGUAGGGAAAAUAGCAAAAAAUUAUGAAUAUCAAAAGUGGCUUUAAGUAUCACAAAUGUGAGCUAACCAACACUGGAACACUGGAAAGUUUCAAAAUGUCAUCAUCUAAGACAAAGCAGGAGUCGAAGAGCAACUGUCCUCAUCAGUGGUGUUGCUCUGGUGUCUCUGUGGCUUUUCUUACUUGAGGGAGGUAAAGAACUUGGCACAUUUCUGUGACUGGGUGUACAGAAGCUAUAGUACUUCUGACUGUUCUGUAACUGUGCCUGCCUAUCAAUAAAAUGUUUUCAGUUGA